UCAUCAUCAUCAUCUUCUUCUUCUACAAAUGUAGAAUUCUAGUCUCUCUAAUUUCAAAAACACACAAAAAUUGGAAACCAAAUUAUAAAGAGCUGCUCUUCUCAGUUCCUCUGAGAUUAGAUAAAAAAAAAAAAAAACCAACGAUUUCUCGAUUGUAAAUACAAAAUCUUCAAACUUUAAAAGUUCUCUCAAGUUUUUUUUUUUUCUCCUAUUACAAAAAAAAAUGAGAACUUUGGAAUUAGCAUUACCGCCAUCUCCACCAUCUCUGAUUCCUUCCUUCAACUACAACAACUCCACAGCACGAACCGUAGGAAACGACGUCAGAACCAACUUCGAUGUUCAGCUUCUGCUAAGGAAACCCAAACGCCAGAAAUCAGAGCCAGUCGUGGUUAUACAACAACCCCAGAUCCAGACGCAAAAGUCAAUUCCACGUUGCUCAACUUCCGAUAUUCUCAGACUAAUGGAUUCGCUUUCUCUACCUGGAAACGAAGACCUUUACUCUUGUCUUGCCAAAGAAUCAGCCAGAGAAAACGAUCGACGUGGAGCUUACGAGCUGCAAGUGCAUAUCCUGAAGUCUAGUAUAAGACCCACGACCACUUUUAUCAAUCGUCUUCUUCUGAUGCAUGUGUCUUGUGGGCGAUUGGAUAUCACACGCCAGAUGUUCGAUAAAAUGCCUCACAGAGAUUUUCAUUCCUGGGCGAUUGUUUUCCUCGGUUGUAUUGAAACGGGUGAUUACGAAGACGCUGCUUUGCUCUUUGUUUCCAUGUUGAAACAUUCUAAGAAUGGUGCUUUCAAGAUUCCUUCUUGGAUUAUGGGUUGUGUUUUGAAAGCGUGUGCUAUGAGCAGAGACUUGGCGUUAGGGAAGCAGGUUCACGGGUUGUGUCAGAAGCUAGGGUUUAUAGACGACGAAGAUUCUUAUCUCUCUGGUUCUUUGAUACGUUUCUACGGAGAGUUCAGGUGUUUGGAAGAUGCUAAUCUUGUGUUACACCAGCUCUCCAAUGCUAACACUGUUGUUUGGGCAGCCAAGGUUACUAAUGAUUACAGAGAAGGGGAGUUUCAAGAAGUAAUCCGUGAUUUCAUCGAAAUGGGUAAGCAUGGAGUCAAGAAGAACGUUUCAGUGUUCUCUAAUGUUUUGAAAGCAUGCACAUGGGUGAGUGACGGUGGGAGAAGCGGGCAACAAGUGCAUGCGAAUGCUAUAAAGCUCGGGGUUGAGUCUGAUUGUUUGAUCCAGUGUCGGUUAAUUGAGAUGUAUGGGAAGUAUGGGAAAGUGAAAGAGGCAGAACAGGUGUUCAAGAGUAGGAAAGAUGAGACGAGUGAUAGUUGCUGGAACGCCAUGGUCGCGGGUUAUAUGCAGAAUGGGUUUUACAUUGAAGCCAUUAAGCUUCUCCAUCAGAUGAAAGCCACUGGUAUCAAAUCACAUGACAUGCUUUUGAACGAUGCCCACUUUUAGAUUUACCAAACUGUAGAUAGUGAAA
Messenger RNA from Camelina sativa (false flax), 1475 nucleotides. Its product is annotated as pentatricopeptide repeat-containing protein At1g31790. NCBI's taxonomy places the organism in Eukaryota, Viridiplantae, Streptophyta, Magnoliopsida, Brassicales, Brassicaceae. Gene Ontology annotation, molecular function: RNA binding; protein binding. Gene Ontology annotation, biological process: RNA modification. The record is from RefSeq and is a predicted model, not a curated record.